Messenger RNA from Cyprinodon tularosa, 6397 nucleotides. RefSeq names its product La ribonucleoprotein 1, translational regulator (gene larp1). Gene Ontology annotation, molecular function: RNA cap binding. The record is from RefSeq and is a predicted model, not a curated record. Lineage: Eukaryota; Metazoa; Chordata; Actinopteri; Cyprinodontiformes; Cyprinodontidae. The coding region runs from base 315 to 3614 and encodes 1099 amino acids. The transcript has 21 exons. Gene Ontology annotation, cellular component: cytosol; cytoplasmic stress granule. Gene Ontology annotation, biological process: mRNA stabilization; positive regulation of translation.
GUGCGCGCACUCGUCUGUCGCGUGGUGGGGAUCAUCCAUAUUGCUGCUGCUGGUGCUGAUAAGGUUCUAAUCCUAAGAGGCCGUUGGACACAUUUAUUCGCGUUUUUCUCGUAUAUUUUGUCUCUCGGUGCUGACCGCUCCGCACCCCGGGCCGAAACUAUUUGGGUCUCGGAGCGAAAGAGGAGCGGUAGGCCCCCGUGGAGCAACUUCACACUUCCCUGAAAUUGAAGGCGGAUUCGGACUAGUGAGUAGGGGGGAAGGAAGGGAUUGUUAAAUCCUUAGAAGGGGGUGGGAAGGAAGACGGUGGUGGGGAAAUGGCCACUCAGGUGGAGGCUCUUCUGCCGGGAAACCCUCUUGCCAAGGCGGAGGAGCAUGGCAAAGUGAUCCACGGCGAGCCGGUGGAAGUAGCAGAGGAGGAGGAGGAGGAGCUGCAGCGGGCCAAGCGAGGUGUCGCGGACAGCGGCGCCGAACUGGGAGGGAACACCGGCGGCGAGGGGCAGAGCUCCAAACGGGCGACGGAGCUCCAGCAGGACGAGGACAGCAGUGACAGCGGGGACAAGCUAGGCGAGGGUAAAGGCAGCGGGGGGAGGAAGGAGUUUACUGAAGCUCCCCCGCCCAAGGUGAACCCGUGGACCAGGAAAAUGAACGCGGUGACCGUGGUCAGCGUGAACGGACAGACACACACCGAGUCAAGCGGUCCUGCCAAAGUGGUCAGAGCGGGGAUUCCACCCAAAGCGAGACGUGGAGGAAAGGUUGGAGACUUUGGCGACACAAACAGCUGGCCCACUCCAGGAGAAAUUGCAACUAAAGACAUGCAGAUGGAGGUAGUGGGACAGACCGUGUCCUGCCCGCCGCCUCUCAGGCAGGUCAGAGACUCAUGGAGAAUCACUGGCCCUAAAAGGUCAACGGCUAAAAAGGAAACUAAGGAGAAGAGGGAGAGCAACGAGGAGAGCAAGGAAAACCUGAAAGCCAAGUCAGACGACUCCGGAGAGGAGAAGAAUGGAGACGACGACUCGCAGAAAAAUGGGCCCAAGAAGAAAGGAAACAAGCAGAAGUGGGUUCCUCUGAUGAUCGACGUGAAGCCAGAGGGUCCCAGGGAGCGCUCGGCCUCCAGGAACAACAGCAGACAGAACGAACACCAGCGCCUUCCUCCCAACGCCAGGAACGACCUCAGAGACUGGCACAGUCAAAGGUACGAGCGGGAGUGGCGCGAUGACCAUGACGAGGUGUCCAGCGUGAAGAGUGAGGGGGCGCCGUUCCGCGGAGGGUUCAGAGGUCGAGGACGUGGAAGAGGAAGGGGGCGAGGACGAGGCCGAGGAGGCAGAAGUCACUACGACUACCACUACGGCUACAAGUCGUAUGACCCGAAGGACGGACAGUACGGCCAGAAGUACGGCAACUCUGUCACCUACUACUACGACAACAUGAGCAGCAGCGAGCUUUAUUCUGUGGACCAGGACCUUCUGAAAGACUACAUCAAGAGACAGAUAGAGUACUACUUCAGCCUGGAUAACCUGGAGCGGGACUUCUUCCUACGGAGGAAGAUGGACCAGGAAGGUUUCCUGCCGGUUGGACUCAUCGCCAGUUUCCACAGAGUUCAGGCCCUCACCACAGAUGUCAACCUGAUCCUGGAGGCUUUAAAGGACAGUAAAGAGGUGGAGAUUAUCGACAUGAAGAUCCGUCGGAAGGAGGAUCCUGAAAAGUGGCCUCUUCCAGGCCUGAUGGUGCCGAACCACACACACACAGACUUCUCACAGCUCAUCAACUGUCCUGAGUUUGUUCCCAGGCAGAUGACUGAGGAGCUCAGAGGAUCCUCCAGGUCCUCCACCCCGGUGCAGCAACAGACCAAGACUGAAGCCGACAUGUCAAACCUCAAAACGAUGCCAAAGGGACUCUCUGCCAGUCUGCCCGACUUGGACUCUGAGUCCUGGAUCGAGGUGAAGAAGAGGCCCAGACCUUCGCCUGCCAGGCCAAAGGCCCCUUCGUUGCAGCAACAGAAAGAAAAAGACGAUUUGCUGCGCUCUCCGGUUCCCCAGUCUGGCUCUUCGCCCACCCCUGUUGCCUCAGGAAAUAAGGAUGGGGCGGAGCAGGACGAACCCGAGGAGCUGGACUUCAUGUUCGACGAGGAGAUGGAGCAGAUAGACGGACGCCGCAACACCUUCACCGACUGGUCGGACGAGGACUCGGACUGCGAGCUCGACGACCACGACGUCAACAAGAUCCUGAUCGUGACGCAGACGCCGCCCUACCUGCGGAAACACCCAGGGGGCGACCGCACAGGGCACCACACGUCACGCGCCAAGCUGACCAGCGAGUGGGCUAAGGUCAUCAACGACGGACUCUUCUACUACGAGCAGGACCUAUGGGAAGACAAUUACGAACCGGAGUACGCCACCAUCAAGCAAGAGGUGGAGAACUUCAAGAAGGUCCACCUGAUCAGCCGUGAACAGUUUGACUGCCUGACACCUGAACCCCCUGUUGACCCAAACCAGGAAGUCCCCCCAGGUCCCCCCCGCUCACAGCAAAUCCCCACAGACGCUUUAGCAAACAAACUCUUUGGUGCUCCAGAGCCGUCCUCUGCAGCCCGCUCUCUCCCCACCACCGUGCCUGAGUCUCCAAACUACCGCAGUGCCCGGACGCCCCGCACGCCUCGCACACCCCACCGCAAGGACCCGACCAUGACCCCACGGUUCUACCCAGUGGUGAAGGAGAGUCGUCCCGUUGAUGCAAAGACACCAAGGAAGAGGAAGACUCGGCACAGCUCCAAUCCGCCUUUGGAGUGUCACGUGGGCUGGGUGAUGGACUCCAGAGAACAUCGCUCCCGCACCGCCUCUGUCAGCUCCAAUGCCAGUCCUUCUGAAGGCACCCCUGCCCUGAGCAACAUCGGCUGCACGCCUCAGUCCCUCCCCAAGUUCCAGCACCCGUCACACGAGCUGCUGAAGGAGAACGGCUUCACGCAACAUGUUUACCACAAGUACCGCCGGCGCUGCCUCAACGAGAGGAAGCGGCUCGGAAUUGGCCAGUCACAGGAGAUGAACACGCUGUUCCGUUUCUGGUCGUUCUUCCUGCGGGAUCACUUCAACAGAAAGAUGUACGAGGAGUUCAGGCAGCUGGUGGUGGAGGACGGCAAAGAGGGCUACAGGUACGGUUUGGAAUGUUUGUUCCGGUACUACAGCUACGGCCUGGAGAGGAAGUUCAGACCGGACAUCUUUAAGGACUUCCAGGAGGAAACCAUGAAGGAUUACGAAGCAGGUCAGCUCUAUGGACUGGAGAAGUUCUGGGCCUUCCUCAAAUACUCCAAAGCCAAGAACUUGGAGAUCGACCCCAAACUGCAGGAGUGUCUGAGCAAGUUCAAGCGUCUGGAGGACUUCAGGAUCGAUCCGCCGAUAGAGGAGGGGGUACGUAGGAGACACCCGUCCAGCGGGGACGGCCGGCGCCGCCAUCACUCUCAGUCCUCGAGUCGGCCCCACAGCCAGGCGAGCGGCGCCGGUCCGGCCCCUCCUGCUACUGCUUCAGGUUCUUCGUCUAAGGACGUUGCCAAACCCACCAACCAGAACCAGAAACCCCCCGCUCCCUCUGCAGAACCCGCACCAGACGCCAAAACACUGAAGUAACUCCACAGCCGGGGACGCCAACCAUCUGCACGGAUCGACCUGACCACGCCUGCAUGUCGCCGGUUGUCUCUGUGCCACCGAAGGGGGAGGGGCUCUUAUCAAUCUUAUUUUAUUGAUUAAUUUUACCUUUUCCGAAGUUUUAAUUCGAUGCUGAAUCACUAAAGAAUGAAAGUUCUGAUGCGUUUCCUCCCCCUGCCCGCUCCGCUUGGUGAACCUGCUAACUGGAAGGUUUUUACUCCUCCUAGCUGCUCAAAGCCAUCUGGACCAAAGGGGUUCGGACCGAGCGACUAAACUUUCCAUCUGCAGGCUUUACUUUCCAUUAAGAGGCUCAACAUCAGACCUAUUUGAUUUAUUUUAUUGCUGGACUAUUAGGGGGGCACUAUUAAGGAGCCAAAUGAUGAGACUUGCUUCGACCCCUCGUUAUAAACUAGAUUGUCAAAAGUUGCCUUAUUUUGAUGGUUUUACUGCUUCCGGAUGCAUGCCCGCCUCCUUGUUACGUUUUUUCUUCACGGCUGUUUGCAGUAGCAGCCACUAGGUGGUGCUGUGGCUGCCAUGUUUUCCUUUAGAUCCCAUCCGUCUGGUUUGACAGUCUUCCACGCCUCAUUGCUUCUGUUACAACUCUGAGAUUCCUGAUGGAAGUUGGUCACCCUUCCCUCAGAAAGCAUCAUAACAAACUGAAGUGAGAACUGAAGAUGACCUCUUUCACGGUGCUCCUCCUUCAUCCAUCCAUCCAUCCAUCCAUCCCUCUGCACAUCCAUCCAUCAGCGAUGCUUAACCACCGUUGUCUGGAUUCCUUGAUGACAGAGUUGGAACCUCUACGCUUCUUUCACACAUCAGUCGCAGGCCUGAACACUAACGAGUGCGAACAGGACCAGACCGGACCGGACCUGCCGACGCCCCAGAGGAGCGGGGAUUUCAACGCCUGUGUAAAUGUGAACCGAACAGAUGAAGUGAAGCGAUCUCGGCUCCCUGCUAGCUUUUAUUGUUCAUAGAUCAGAGGAUUUAUAUGCCUUACAUGUCUUUAAAUUUUUCUUUUAAAAAUAACUUUUAAGUUCUUCCUCAUUUCAACUCGCUGUGUUUUCAGUCGUCCUUUAGAGCGGCCUCUGGUUCGAAUGGAAGAACAUCAGUUGUAACGUUCACAUCUGGUUGUAUUUAGUUUGACUACCUAAAAAAGGAGCGAAAGUGUCCAACAGUAGCAUGAGAAACUAAUCAUGAAAUCAUCAGCUGACCUUUUUUUCUUUUUUUUUUUUACCUUUAAGUAAUGUUUGAAAUUGUAAUUUUGCCAAAGCUGAAAAGUUUGAGUUUAGCUGGAGAUAAAUUAUUUUUUAAAAGUGAAACACAUUUAAAGAUUUUUCAGUUGGUUUUGAUGGUUCUGGCUUAAAGCUAAUAAAAAGCCUGAAAUUAAUUUCCUCAGAUGGUUAAAAUAUUAGACUGAAGCAAUUUAGGAAAUGUGAGAGAUGUUUGCCUCCCUAAAGGUUCUGUCCAUAUCUAGUUCAGAGCUGGUUUUGGUUCCUUUUGUUUGGGUUGGAGGCGAUCAGCCUGUGGUUCUGCUGAGGCGUUCUGGCUUUAACCGAAGCCUUCAGCUGCUCUGCACCUAUACACCAUUGGUUCUUAAAAGUUCUGGUACUGUGUGGGUACAGCUGCCCAGUUCUGCUGCAAAUAAAUAAGCUUCUCCACAAAGCCUGUCAGCAGAGCAACAUUUUUUCCACUACAUUUUUUUCUUUCACACCACUUUUCUCUGACAUGCAUGGAUACAGCAUUCUGUGAAGUGAACAACCAGAAUCCUCCUAUCAUUUGAGCCAUAACAUGCUUUUUGUUUUUUUUUAAAGAAUUUUUAUCUUUUUUCCUGAUUAAAAUUUUUGGCAAACAUAGUUUGGGGUUUUUAUCAGUUGAAGGCCAUAAUCUUCAAUAUAAACAGGAAUAUUAAUGAAUCUUAAAAAACAAAAAAAAAGUUUCAUGCUCGUGUUUUGCUGAUAUUCUAAUUGUCAGGAUGCAUCCGUAUUGCUGGUCCUCUGAUCAUCUGAAUCUCUGCCUGUUCGCCGAUCAGGUCCGCCUCACUGUUGUAAUGUUGAAGCCCUUCGUCUUGUCAGUGUUUUGUUUUUCAGUCUGGACGUAACAAUGCAUUUGUCCCUGGAUCAAAUAUGGUCUUUAUCGGAGCUGAUGGACAGAAUCUGAACAGCGACAGGAAAAGAAAAAAAAAAAAUAAGUUUUCCGGAAAUGUGGGGGCUUUAAGCUGCAGGCUUGACUGACUGACUAACCCUCUCUUCCCUUUUGAGCUCCCUCUGAUGCGACCGUUACCUGUUUGGAUGGAAAGAAUAUUUUAUUGUGGGAGUUUACAGCAUUGAACUGCUGCUGCUAGCCUCCCAUACAAACAUUAAGGGGUGCUUCCUGCUCCGUUUGCCCGGAAAGGAGAGAUGGAUUAUCCUGACUGGAGAUUGGGUGGAAUAUGGCUGCUUAUGAGACUGAAUACAAAGGACACGUUUCCAUAAAGCCAUAUGAAUAAGAACUAACUGAACCAUUCAAAAGUUCAUUUCCUUAUCCUGGGCUUCUCAUGAGGAAAAAAAAAGAUGAAAAUGAGGAUAAAAGGAACAAAAAAAUAUAUCAAGUGGAAAAAAAUGUAAAAUACUUGAAUGAGAUCUUGUAUUAUAACAUUUAAUAUUCAUAAUAUCUGCUUUGUAGGCUGAUGUGAUUCGCUAUUAGUGUUAUUUGUAAUUUGUAGUAAUUUUGCUUUUCCUUUAAUAAAGAAAAAAAAAAAACAGAAAAUGGACAAAAAAACCUUAAAA